Messenger RNA from Hipposideros armiger (great roundleaf bat), 423 nucleotides. RefSeq names its product armadillo repeat-containing protein 2-like. The transcript is spliced from 3 exons. NCBI's taxonomy places the organism in Eukaryota, Metazoa, Chordata, Mammalia, Chiroptera, Hipposideridae. The record is from RefSeq and is a predicted model, not a curated record. Gene Ontology annotation, biological process: cilium organization; sperm axoneme assembly. The coding region runs from base 25 to 390 and encodes 121 amino acids.
UGCUCUUUGCCCUGGCCUGGACCGAUGGAGGAGGGGGCACUGUUGGGAGUCGGGGAGCCACUGUCCGCGCGGAGGGCGUGGUGUCUACCUGAAGAACAUUUUACAGUAAAAGGAAAGAUGCUGUCUCCAAAUGAUGAAAAGUUAGAAACGCUGGAUCGGUUUUAUCGACCAUCAAUGGCCAGGCCCAAGACCAGUGCAGAAAUCAUAAGUGAAGCCCGAAAUGCACUGAGAACAGUUAGGACCCAGAGACCCUUUACGCCACGGGAGGACCAAAGGAAACUAUUCGGACCUGCAUCUUCAAGGACUCCGGAAAACAGACCCCCUUCCUCCUUCAGAUUCCUGAAGAUAGUUCCAGACCUUGGGUCCAAGAAGUUGGUUUGCAGUGGUUAAUAGUGGUUGUCACACCAACUUUAUAAAGUGAUA